This is a messenger RNA of Rhea pennata, 1313 nucleotides long. It is a transcript of the gene BRICD5, whose product is annotated as BRICHOS domain containing 5. The record is from RefSeq and is a predicted model, not a curated record. NCBI's taxonomy places the organism in Eukaryota, Metazoa, Chordata, Aves, Rheiformes, Rheidae. Gene Ontology annotation, biological process: regulation of cell population proliferation. The transcript has 4 exons. Bases 197 to 916 code for a protein of 239 amino acids.
CCAUGCGUCGCUGGAGCGAGAGGGGAAGCGAGCAGCUGCGGAGCAGCAAGCAGCGGCUGCCUGGGAAAGCUGGUUCAAGCUCCCUUCGGUGCACAGAGCCCCGGAGCUCGGCGAGCCCCUUCGCUAGCCAGCACCUGGGCUGCGUGCAGGGCGCUGCCUGCAGCGCAAGGACCCCGGUGCUAAAUGCAGCAUCUAAAUGCUUUUUAUUCUGGGUGCGUUGGUCCUUUCUCCUUCCCAGCUGCAGUUCGAGCUGGGGCAGCCGGGGCUGCCCCAAACCCGUCCUCCUUCAGUCGGAGCUUGCUUUCUCCCUGGCUAUAUAACUUGGGCAAGCGGCAUGGGCCGGCGAAGCGUCCGGGAGGGGAGACGCGCGCGGAGCCCGGGCGGCUGUCGGCCGGUGCCGCCCUCGCUCUGCGCUGAGGUCGCGCGGCCGGCAUCGCAGGGCCAGCAAGGCUCCCCGAGGAACCAGUCAGCCUUCGUGGAUGGGUCCGGGAGCGCCGUGACUUACUACGUAACCUCGCGGAGCAACCGCACCUCCGCCGUGCUGUACGACGGCGAGAACGGCUACGUGUGCUACAAACCCGCGGAGCAGCGCGCGUGCUACCUGCGGAGGAUGGACUCCUGGGACCUGCAGAACCUCCGGAUGGCUCUCAACGCGUCCGAGCAAGGAGUUGACCAGCCGCCGCUUCGGAAUAACCAAACCAAGUACUACCGAGAGUUCCUGGGCAUUUCGGCACGGAAACCGGUGGAUCCGAAAAGCUUGGGGGAGGCUGUCCAAAACCUGUGCGAAGAGACCCCCAUCUUCUGGGCCAGGCGAGGGGAGGAUCCAGGGAGGCAGCGACUGAUCUACCUUUGCAUUGACAUAUGCUUCCCAAGCAACGUUUGUGUCUCUAUCUGCUUCUAUUACCUCCCCGAGUAAGUCCUGUGGCCACGGGUGCCCCCUCGUCGCUCCGCAUACUUGAACCGACUCCUGAAAAACCUGAUUUCAACAAGGAAGGUAACAUCUAUGACAUCCCCGAAGCACCUCCCGCCCUUUCAUACGGCAGUUCGAGAGAGUUUAGGAAAACAACAGAGCUCUGUUCAGCUUCGUCGGUACAGACAUUUUAUUUGCAGCUGCGCUCCAGGGCUGCAUCUCACGUGUAGCUAUCAGUAGAUCUAGACACAGACGGAUCGUGGGGAGUAGCUAGUGUUUUAUGGCCACGUGCCCUGUUCAACACAAGGUUAUCACUUGGCCGGGGCUAUUAAUUUUGUCAGAGCGCCAUUCUCGAAGCAAGUCUGUGAAAUACACUUUGAAUAAAGGGAUUGCAAAACGAGAA